This is a messenger RNA of Phalaenopsis equestris, 751 nucleotides long. Its product is annotated as oryzain gamma chain-like. Lineage: Eukaryota; Viridiplantae; Streptophyta; Magnoliopsida; Asparagales; Orchidaceae. The transcript is spliced from 5 exons. Gene Ontology annotation, biological process: immune response. Gene Ontology annotation, molecular function: cysteine-type endopeptidase activity. Bases 93 to 512 code for a protein of 139 amino acids. Gene Ontology annotation, cellular component: lysosome. The record is from RefSeq and is a predicted model, not a curated record.
UACCACGUCAGCAAGUGCAUCAGCUCCAGGCUCAAUAUCAACCCCCGGCUGUGCCCCAACAACGGGGAACCGCUCAACUAAUAUAGCGCCAGAUGGCUCUCCGCCACCUCCUCUCCGCCGUCCUCCUCCUCUCCGCCACCCUCGCCACCGUCGAGGAUGAUAACGUGAUCCGGCCAGUGACCGACCGGUUCGGCUUCAAGCUGGAGAAUGUUGGCGUCAAAAUCCUUGAUUCAGUUAACAACACGUUGGGGUCUGAGGAGGAGCUAAAACAUGCAGUUGGACUGGUUCGUCCAGUUAGUGUUGCAUUCGAGUUUGUCACUGGUUUCCGGUUCCACAUGAAUGGAGAUUACACGAGAGACACUUGGGGGAAGCCUCCAAUGGAUGUGAACCAUGCAGUUCUUGCUGUCGGCUAUGGAGCUGAAAAUGGUAUUGCCUACUGGCUCAACAACACAUGGGGUGGAGACUGGGGUGAUAAUGGCUACUUCAAGAUGGAUUUUGGCAAGAACAUAUGAGGCGUUGCGAGUUGUUCGUCUUAGACCGCUGUUGAUGUGUAGAAUCUUCUAUAAAUUAAAACGAUGAGCUUAGAGUUUUGUUAUCUUUAGCAAUGUUUGAGGGUUUGUUUGAAAGAAAACUCAUAAUAAGUAGAAGGUGAGGGAAUGUGUUAAGAUGCAUUAAGGUAGUAUUGUGAAAUAUGUGAACUUUCUGUUUUGGUUGUGAUAUUGGAAAAUUCUCUUUGUUGUUUGUUUUAUUA